Messenger RNA from Saccharomyces kudriavzevii IFO 1802, 5703 nucleotides. RefSeq names its product 1-phosphatidylinositol 4-kinase STT4 (gene STT4). The transcript has a single exon. NCBI's taxonomy places the organism in Eukaryota, Fungi, Ascomycota, Saccharomycetes, Saccharomycetales, Saccharomycetaceae. Gene Ontology annotation, biological process: phosphatidylinositol-mediated signaling; phosphatidylinositol phosphate biosynthetic process. Gene Ontology annotation, cellular component: cytoplasm; plasma membrane. The record is from RefSeq and is a predicted model, not a curated record. The coding region runs from base 1 to 5703 and encodes 1900 amino acids. Gene Ontology annotation, molecular function: 1-phosphatidylinositol 4-kinase activity.
AUGAGAUUUACAAGAGGAGUGACGGCCUCUUCGUCUUUGAGAGCGAAGGCUAUUGGUAAAUUAACUAAAUUUUCCACGAGUGCCUUAGAUGACCAAAGCAGUGAUGGUACAACGCUGGAUUUGGUAACUCGCACCCUACCCAUUUUCUACUCCACGAACACAUCGAAGAUAUAUACUAUACCACUUACGGUAAGCGAAUGGGAAGUGCUAACUUCACUCUGUACUGCCAUCCCUACUACACUCCAUUUGGUAGAAAAAAUGCUCAAGGAAAUCAUUGCGCCCUACUUUCUGGAAGCUCCAAGACAAAGAAUUUCAGAUGUUCUGUCAUCAAGAUUCAAAUUAAAACAGUUAAGAAAUCCAAUCGAAUUGCUAACUUUUCAAUUGACCAAGUUCAUGAUUCAUGCCUGUGAACAACAUCCUGUCCUUUAUGAAACUAUAUGCGGUAUCAUAUCCCUUUACCUUGAACGCGUAUUAAAGGUCUUUACUACUAAGCAGUCCGGAUUGCUAUCAUUAAUCGGAUUUAUUAAUGCAUUUAUCCGGUUUCCUGGCUCUACAGAACUAACUAAAUUCACCUGGAAAGAGUUGGAGAAACUUGUACUUCAUGGAACAUUUUUGAAUGAAGUUGAGAAAAUUCUUAAUUCCUCAACAACAUUUACUAAUGAUUCAAUUGUACAGUACUAUGAUGCUGAAAAUGAACUAUCUGCUGCUUACCUGUUAGAACUGAUAUCUCACUUACAAGUUUCUCUAAUAUCUCACCUGCUACACACUCCAGAUGUUAGUGCUGAUCUGAGUGAAUUCCUGCUAAGACAGCAGUACCAAUUUUAUAAAUUUGAUCAAGAAGCAACUGAGAUAGAUGCCGAUUCAAAGGGAAUUGAUGAGUUUUUUAUCAACGUAAGAAAGAAUAAACAAUUUUUUACAGACGUGUGUAAACUUUCUGUGCAAUUUUGCUCUGAAUCUCAUAUCCUUGACUUGUCUACGGACAAUCGUGCAAGGUUUUCUUUUGAUACUCGAGCUUACUACUUACAAACACUUUGUCUAAUUCCAUUCAUCGAAGAUACAGAAAGCAAACUUUUCGAAAUGUUUACAAAAGUCGUUUCUGAAUCUAUUGAUAAGUUCUUCUUAUCUGAUGUUGUUACACCAUCGUUGACAAAGGCGGUCGUGGCUUCCGCCUCACUGCUGAACUUUUUCACGGAAGAGUUAUCAUUAACCCUCAUUCGUAUGUUUCCCCUGUUAGUGGCAUCUCCACACAUCACGGCCGAAACAGUGAACGAUGUUGCAAAAUUAUUUACUACAGGGUUGUAUCCCCUAAAUGAAGAUGCAAUUGUUAGUACAAUUUAUUCCAUGAACAACUUACUAGCUGUUUCGGAAGAUGGGUCUCCAGCUCCAGUGCUUCGUGAACGUCAAUUAACAAUAACGUCGGGAAAAAAUAUCGAAAAAGACUACUUACCUCCGAGAAAUUCAUUUGUUAAUUUGAAUGGUGCCGGUGCUCCGCUUGGAAACACGACUGUGGAUCAGCCUUCGUCACAUGAUGUAAAUAGUGGGACCACUAUGACAUAUCACGCCUCUUUAAUCUCUAAUUGUGUGGCUGCAACUACAACCAUUGCGUCAUAUUAUAACACCCAAAGCAUUACAGCCUUAACUAUCUCUAUUCUCACACAGAAAGUUAAUUCUAUGUCUAAGGAGUUCGACAAUGUUAUUUUGAACUCUCUGGCAAGAUUGGCUCCAAAUACUUCGGUGACAGAGUUUUCUCUUUUGCUAAAGUUUUUCAAGUCGAGAACUGUCUUCGCAACCAAAAUUGAUGACGAUGACCUACUGAAAACUAUCAUUGAAGCAAAAUGUGUAAUAUCAAAGGAAUUGUUGGCCAGUCAUUUUUCAAGUGAUCUCUAUUUUAUGUAUCUUCACGAUAUAUUAGACUCAAUUAUUUCUAGUGGGGAAGUAGAACGAUUAGAACAUCACAGGCCUCAGACGGAAAUCUCUCGUGUUGCUGAUCAAAUCGCUACAUAUUUAGAACCACUUGCCACUCUAUUGCCUGUUCCAGGUAGUACUCCCUUAGACAUCAGCAAAGAUGAAGCCACUACAAACAAGUUUAGAAACGCUUGGUUCAAUUUCGUUAUUCAUGGGUACCACUUGGGGGGGCCAAUUGUCAAAGAAAAUUUUUCUGCUCUAUUAACUAUCGCCUAUAAUUCGCCUCCCCUAGCUUCCGAUUUUCCAGCUAAUAACAAGGAGCUUUCUCUGGAAAUGAAUACAAUUUUGCGUCGUGGUUCCUCUAAUGAAAACAUCAAGCAACAAAAGCAACAAAUAACUGAAUAUUUUAAUACAAAUAUUGUUCAGUAUAGGACCACUUCAUCCUCCAAAAUCAUGUUUUUGGCGGCUGCUGCCCUCUUAGAAACAAUAAGAUGUGAGGCAGGUGAUUGUUCGAAGACGUUAUUGUAUUUCUCAGACCCUUCUAUUCUUUCUGGUUCAAUUGAAAAAUGUAUAGCAGUUCUGUCGGUUUCUAUGAUCAGAAAAUAUGCUAGACUAAUUCAAAGGGGUAAUGAUGCCAUAUUCAACUCUAAGAUGAUUGCUCAACAACUUAAUAACUUGUUACUCUGUCUUUCUCAUAGGGAGCCGACUUUGCAGGACGCCGCUUUUCAUGCUUGUGAAAUAUUUGUUAGAUCCAUUCCAUCUUCGUUAUGUCACCAUUUGUCUCUGUACACCUUAUUAGACAUGUUGACUGCCCUGUUUGACAGUAUCUUGGAUUCAGAGGCCCAUAAAUUCGAACCACGCUAUGAAUUUAAGUUAAAACAUUCCCGGACAACGAUAUUGGUUCCAAGUUCAUCUUCAUGGCGUACUGCAACGUUGUCAAGAUUGCACAAGUCAGCGAAAGAAUGGGUAAGAAUAUUAUUGAAUAGAAGUAAUCAGGACACCAAGAUUUUACUACAGUCAUACAUAUCUGACCUAGGCGAGUACAGUAGAUUGAAUUCUGUUGAAUUUGGCGUCUCGUUUGCCAUGGAUAUGGCAGGCUCGAUUUUACCCGCAGAUAAGGAGUUAUCAAGACUGACAUAUUAUGGUCCAGAGAAACCGAACACAAUAUCUGGGUUCAUAUCUUUACACUCUUGGAGAUCAAAAUAUCUUUUUGAUACUGCUAUAACUUCAUCACCAGAGGACAUAAAAAGGCAAAUAACUAUAUCUACCCAAAACAUAAGAAAAAACUUAACCCUAGGACAUAGGAUCGUUACUAAGGACGUCACCGAUUUUCUCGAUAUGUCUACCGCUUUGUUAAUUCUUGGCAAUGGUGCACCUGCGUCAUUGAUAUAUGAUAUCGUCCAUAUUCCCUUCGAGGUUUUCACUUCCGCCUCUUUAAAGAUUGCUACAAAUGUAUGGCUAACAAUCAUAACUGAGAAGCCAGAAGUUGCACAUCUUCUUUUAGUUGACGUAUGUUACUGUUGGAUGCGCUCCAUUGAUGAUAAAGUCGGCCUUUAUUCUCGUGACCAUGACAUUAAGGGUGAGGAAUACCAAAAAAUGGAGUAUUCUCCUUAUGACAAAGCUGGUAUCAACAGAGACGCAAAAAAUGCAUCCCAAGCCAUGCAACCACAUCUUCAUGUUAUUAAAUUCUUUGCUUCCCAUUUCGAAGGAACGCUAUUUCAAAGUGACUUUUUAUUAAAAAUUUUCACGAAAUGUGUGCUUUAUGGUAUCAAGAAUCUGUAUAAGGCCUCACUUCAUCCUUUUGCUAGGAUGAUUCGCCACGAAUUGUUACUAUUUGCAACACUUGUACUAAAUGCAAGUUAUAAACAAGGAUCUAAGUAUACGGGUCGCUUAUCAGAAGAGAUUACAAAUGGUGCCUUGAGUUGGUUUAAAAGACCGGUCGCUUGGCCAUUUGGUUCAAACGAACUUAAAAUCAAGGCUGAUUUGUCCACUACUAGGGAUCUUUUCCUUCAACUCAACAAACUAAGUUCGUUGAUGACACGUCACUGUGGAAAAGAUUACAAGAUUUUAAACUAUUUUUUGGCGAGUGAAAUUCAACAGAUCCAAACAUGGUUAACCCCAACGGACAAGAUUGAAGGUGCCGACAGUAACGAGCUCACGAGCGAUAUCGUCGAAGCUGCCUUUACAAAUGAUCCAAUACUGGCAAUAAACCUCCUAAAAAGAUGCUAUAGCAAAAAGGCAGAACAGGUUUUAGUGGGCUUGAUUGCGAAGCAACCUUUGAUGUGUGUGGGAUCCCCAAAUGCCCUUGAGUUAUAUAUAAAAGGAAGUUAUUUGAGCAAUAAGAAGGAUUUACACGUGACCUUAUAUUGGACGCCAGUAAGCCCAUUGAAAUCUAUCAAUCUUUUUCUUCCUGAGUGGCAAGAUAAUUCAUUCAUCUUACAAUUUAGCAUUUACUCUUUAGAAUCACAGGAUGUGAAUCUGGUGUUUUUCUAUGUUCCUCAGAUUGUUCAAUGUUUGAGGUAUGACAAAACUGGAUACGUUGAAAGAUUAAUUUUGGAUACGGCAAAAAUAAGUGUGUUGUUUUCUCAUCAAAUCAUUUGGAAUAUGCUUGCCAAUUGUUACAAGGAUGACGAGGGUAUACAAGAAGAUGAAAUAAAACCCACUCUGGAUCGUAUUCGAGACCGUAUGGUUUCCAGUUUCAGCCAGCCUCAUCGCGAAUUUUAUGAACGUGAAUUUGAGUUCUUCGAUGAAGUUACUGGUAUAUCUGGUAAGCUGAAGCCUUACAUCAAGAAAAGCAAGGCUGAAAAGAAGCAUAAGAUUGAUGAGGAGAUGAGCAAAAUUGUAGUAAAACCUGAUGUCUACUUGCCUUCUAAUCCUGACGGUGUCGUCAUUGACAUUGAUCGGAAGAGUGGUAAACCGCUUCAAUCGCACGCAAAGGCCCCUUUCAUGGCAACGUUCAAAAUCAAGAAGGAGGUACAAGAUCCUUUGAUCGGAAAAUGCAAAGAAAUUGAAAAAUGGCAAGCAGCUAUCUUCAAGGUCGGCGAUGACUGUAGGCAGGAUGUUCUGGCAUUACAAUUAAUUUCGCUGUUCAGAACAAUAUGGUCCAGCAUUGGCUUGGAUGUUUACGUUUUCCCCUAUAGAGUCACCGCCACCGCGCCAGGUUGUGGUGUCAUUGAUGUGCUACCCCAUUCGGUGUCCCGAGACAUGUUAGGGCGUGAGGCCGUUAAUGGAUUAUACGAAUACUUCACAAGUAAAUUUGGUAACGAAUCCACCAUUGAAUUUCAAAACGCUCGUAACAAUUUUGUGAAAUCGCUAGCAGGGUAUAGCGUAAUUUCUUACUUGUUACAAUUCAAGGAUAGACAUAACGGUAACAUCAUGUACGAUGAUCAAGGACACUGUCUACAUAUUGAUUUUGGGUUUAUUUUCGAUAUUGUCCCAGGUGGUAUCAAGUUUGAAGCAGUUCCAUUCAAACUGACCAAAGAGAUGGUGAAGGUGAUGGGUGGUUCGCCUCAAACCCCAGCCUACCUGGAUUUUGAAGAACUCUGUAUCAAGGCAUACCUGGCCGCCCGUCCACAUGUAGAUGCCAUCAUUGAGUGUGUAAAUCCUAUGCUAGGAAGCGGUCUUCCCUGUUUUAAAGGUAACAAGACUAUUAAGAAUUUAAGGACGAGGUUCCAGCCCCAAAAGACUGACCAUGAAGCCGCACUAUAUAUGAAGGCGUUAAUUCGAAAAAGUUACGAAAGUAUCUUCACUAAGGGCUACGACGAGUUUCAAAGACUCACAAAUGGUAUUCCGUAUUGA